Molecule: messenger RNA, 6504 nt
Organism: Plasmodium malariae
Lineage: Eukaryota; Apicomplexa; Aconoidasida; Haemosporida; Plasmodiidae
Gene: myoE
Product: myosin E, putative
Exons: 1
Coding region: 1-6504 (2167 amino acids)
Biological process (GO): vesicle transport along actin filament; actin filament organization
Cellular component (GO): myosin complex; vesicle; actin cytoskeleton
Molecular function (GO): actin filament binding; microfilament motor activity; ATP binding
Source: RefSeq, a predicted model, not a curated record
AUGAAUAACAAUUUUGAAGAACCGAAUUUUAAAGAAGGGGAUUUGGUUUGGUGUAUGAACACCCCUUCUACUCCAGAAAAGAAUGAUGUGCCGUAUACAUUAUGUCGUGUAGUUGGAAAAAUAAAAAAUAAUGAUAGUGAUGGUGAUAAUGGUCGUAAUAAUCAUAAUGAUGGUAAUGAUGAUAAUAGUGGAAAUGGUGAUAAUAAUGGUAACGAUAGUAGUGAUGGGAAUAAAGGUAGUAACUGCGAUGAACAAAUGAUUCUAUCUAAACACAACGAUUGCAGUGGGAACACGUUUCCGAGUGAUCCGAAGGGUUUAUACAAAGCAAACAAUUUAUUUUUAUUAAAUCAAAAGGAUAUGCUAAAAUUAAAAUAUAUUAAUGAACCAGCAAUUUUGAAUCAUUUACACGAGAGAUUUAAAAAUAAAAAAUAUUAUACUAAAAUGGGCCCAUUGUUACUUUUUAUUAACCCACAAAUAAAUAUUAACAUAAAUAAUGAGGAAACUAUUCGUAAAUAUAGAUUCACAGAAACAUUAGAUGACUUAAAUUUAAACGAAUACCAUGUUGCAAGCAACGCCAUGAGGAACCUAAAUUCGUUAAAGAGAAAUCAGUCUAUUAUUAUCACUGGUGAAUCAGGGUCAGGAAAAAGUGAAAUAUCAAAGAAUAUUAUAAAUUUUCUUUCUUAUACUGUAAAAAGGAGAAAGAAGGGAAAAGGCACGCUAGCAGCAGUAGAUACAAGUGAGGAAGCAGAAAUAGAAGCAAAAGAGGAAGUACAAGUAGCACCAGAAGCGGAAGAAGCAGUAAAGGUAGAAACAACAACGAACGAAACAGCAGUAAUAGAUACAGAAAAAACAACAGACACAGAAGCAGUAAUAGAUGCAGCAACAGACGCAGAAGCAGCAAAGGGUGGUGCUGACGCAAAGUGCGUUAUUUCGAAAUUGAUAAAACAUGCAGAUGUUCUCAUAGAAGCGUUCGGAAAUGCGCGAACGGAGAAGAAUGGAAACUCGAGCAGAUUUUCAAAAUUCUGUACAGUACAUAUAGACAGAGAGGAAAGGAUAAAAUCUGUGCACAUGAAAAAAUUUUUAUUCGAUAAAGGGCGUUUGACAAAUAGAAGAGCAAACGAAAGCUCGUUUAACAUAUUUUAUUAUAUUAUAAAUGGAUCAAGUGAAAAAUUUAAGAACAUGUAUUUUUUGAAAAAUGUGCAAGAUUAUAACAUAUUAAAAAAUGAGGGCAAUAUUGAAAAAUCAAUAGAUUAUUCAACUAAAUUUUUAGAAUUACUAAAAUCUUUAAAUUAUAUAUUUGAUGACGAUAAGGAAAUAGACUUUAUUUUUUCAGUACUUUCAGCAUUACUAUUAUUAGGAAAUGUGGAGAGCGUAAGAACACUAGCUCGUAAGUCAAUAUUUCGUAAAAGUUUCUUAUGUGAAAGUUCUCCUAAUUAUGAAGAAUUACAGAAAAAUUUAGAAAAUUCUAGCGAUGAUUUACAAAUAGAUAGUAAUACUAAAUCCUUUUUAAUUGCAUGCAAACUACUUAAUAUUGAUGCUGAAGAGUUGGUAAAAUAUUUCACAACGAAUUAUCUAUUUAAUGAUGUAAUACUUAUGAAAAUUCAUAAUGAAAUGAAAAUUCAUAAAAAAAUAGAAAAUUUUAUUAAGACAUGUUAUGAAGAAUUAUUCAAUUGGGUGUUACAUAAAAUUAAUAAUAAAUGCACAAAUGGGAUAAAGGAAGAAAUAGGAAAAAAUGAUAAUUAUAUAAAUAUACUAGAUUUAAUACACUUUGAAAAUUUCCGUGAGCAGAACUCCUUAUAUGAGUUGUUAGUAAAUACAAGUAGUGAAGCUGUGCAAAAAAUGCAGAUAGAUUUCUUAUAUAAACGAAGGACACAGGAAUUACAAGAAGAGGGAAUAGAACUGUUCUAUGAUAUAUCAAGUAUAGACAAUGAAAAAUUAUAUAAUUCGCUAGUGCAAGGGGAACAAACAACAUCUUCUCUAUUUUCCUACUUAGAAAGUGUUUCAACUAAAAAAUUAUUUAACAAGAGCAAUUUACACAUCUCUGUAGUUAACGCAUUUAGGAAUAAUAAAUUUAUAAAAAAGGACUAUAAUUGUUGUGAUGGUAGUAAUGAUUAUAACGAUGACGAUAAGGAUGAUGAUAAUCAUUACAAUAAUGAUAAUGAUAAUGAUAAUGAUAAUGAUAAUGAUAACGAUAACGAUAACGAUAAUGAUAACCAUAGCGAAAAUCCAUCAGAGUUGAAUAAAAAAGCAUUCGUUGUCGUACAUUCGGGCGGAGAAGUUCUUUACCACACUGAGAACUUUAUAGAUACUAACAUCGAAAUUUUAACAAAUAGAUUUAUUGACUUAGUUAAAAAGUCGGGAAAUGUGUACAUGCAACAACUUUGUACUGCCUUUAAAUAUGAUGACAAUGGUAACAUAGUGGAGGAAAAAAGAAGGUAUAGUAUUCAGUCUGCUCUAAAAUUAUUUAGAAGGAAAUAUGAUACUAAAAAUCAAAUGGCUGUUACAGUGCUGAGAAAUAAUUUACUUGAAUUAUCUAAAAUGCAAGAGAACACCUUUUGUCAUUUUAUUAUGUGCAUAAAAUCUAAUAGUGGUAAUAAGGAUUUAUAUUCCUUUGACACAAGGAUGGUCUUAAAACAGAUAACGUAUUUUCACAUUGUGCACAUGGGGCAGCUGAAAGGCCGCUAUUUUCCCCACUCAUUUCGUUUUUCUGAAUUCUUGUCUAUUUUCAACCUGAAGAAAGGUGGAGGAGAAGGGGGAGACUCAGUCACGACUAAUACAGCUAUCGGCUUAGCCAGAGGCAAUCGCAACAAUGGAGAUGUGGAUGAAUAUAUUGAACAGGAAGACGAUGUAAAGAGGGGGGUGUAUAACAAAGAGGUCGGUAACAAUAAGCUUGACAUGGAAGUGGAGGAUAUGAAAGUGAUGGAAGACUUGCAAGAGGAGAGGGAUAACAAAAUGAUCUAUGGAGAUGAGGCCGAUGGCAAAGAGGAGGCACACAAUGAAGGGUUAGAAAGGGAAGAGGUUCAGAAUUUGUUGAAGUCUUACAACAUAAGUAGGAAGGAAUGGAUAUUAGGAGAGAGUAAAGUUUUUAUGAGCGAUGUUUCACUCAAAAUAUUAAUUAAUCAUAGAUUUCCAAAGUUACCGGAAUUGUUAAAAAAUGGAGAAGAUGAGGAGGAAAACUUGAUUGAUGAUGAGGAAAAUCCAUGGAAGAAUGAAGCAAAAGAGAGGACGAUGUACUUAGACUGUGUGAAGUUAAAUAAAAAACGCGACAGAAAGGAGGUAAAAGAAGAGGGACAAACAGAGAUUGAAAUGGAAAUGGAAGGAGAUAGGGAAAUGGAAAUGGAAAGGGAAAGUGAAAUGGAAAGGGAAAGUGAAAUGGAAAGGGAAAGUGAAAUGGAAAGGGAAAGGGAAAUGGAAAUGGAAAGGGAAAGUGAAAUGGAAAGGGAAAGUGAAAUGGAUAUGGAAAGAGACAGGGAAAGGGAGAAAAGAGAUUUAUAUGCCUAUUCACUGAAAGGUACAAGAGAACUGAAUAAUGAAAAACAGAGAUACGAGGAUGACGAAGAGUUCAACGAAGAAGAAAUAACCAGUGAACAGGAGGAAGAAUUCGAAGUAGCCGAUUUAAAAAAAAUUGAUGAGUAUCAUAACUAUGAUGGUGUAAAUGAAGAUGACCCUGUUCUACGUUCGAAUAAUGAAAUUUGCAAGGAAGGGGAAGAAGAAAAUCGUGAACUUGUUGAACCUACUGACAAAGAGGUUAAUAAAUCAUUUGAAGUAAUAGAAUCAAAUAAUAAGGAAACGAAAAUAGAAGAAAAUAAAGGAGAAGACUCCCUUGAGGAUUACGAAAUGAUGAACCUAGUCCAUAGUGAAACUAUUUUUAAAAAUAGAUUAGAUGAACUAAAUGACGAUUUGAAAAAGUUCAACCCCAUAAUUAGUCAUGUGCAGAAAGAUAAUGUGUAUAAUAAAGGAAUAGAAAAUCCAUAUAGUAAAAAAUAUAUGCAAAGUACCAUAAAUGAAAAAAGCGACAAUGAAGAGGAGAAUGGUAAGCAAGAUGAGGAGAAGUCUGGCAAUACACAUUCGGGAGAAGUCAAGGGUGAAAAAUCAGCCGAAAAUGAGGAGAGAAAUGAACAGCAAAAUGAAAUGCAGAAUGAACAACAGAAUGAAGGGGAAGAGGGGGAAAAGGAAGGACACGUGAAUGGAGCCGAAAUGGGCGAGGAUGAUCCUAACAAGAAUGAAGCAAAAAAAGGGGAGAAAAAGAAAAAAAAGAAAAGAAGAAGAAAGAAGAAAAGAAGUUCAUUAACAAGUAGAAAGGAGGAGGAGGAGGAGGCGGAUCAGGAAAAUAGGGCAGACGUGAACGAAGAAAAGGUAAAAGGAGAGGAGGGAGGAGAUGAUAAAGAAGAGAUGAAGGAAGAGCAGAACGACCUGGAUGAGAUUAACAAAGAGAAGAACGACCUGGAUGAGAGUAACAAAGAGAAGAACGAUCUGGAUGAGAGUAACAAAGAGCAGAACGACCUGGGUGAGAGUAACAAAGAGCAGAACGACCUGGGUGAGAGUAACAAAGAGCAGAACGACCUGGGUGAGGGCAAAGACGAGAAGAGCGACUUGGGUGAGAGUAACAAAGAGAAGAACUACUUGAGUGAGGGUAAAGACGAGAAGAGCGACUUGGGUGAAGUUAAAGCAGAAGUGAGCUGCCUGGGUGAACAUACAUUAAGCAAAAAUGAUACAGAUAAUGAAGGAAUGAAGGAGAAAGAGGUACACGAAGUAGAAGAAGUGCAUGAAGCAGACGCACAAGCAGAUCACAGAAAGGAUGAAGAUGAGAAUGGAGAAGAUGUGAGGGAUGGAGAGGCAGAGAAUAAUGAGAAAAAGGUGGAAGAAGUUGCUGAAGGUAAGAUAAGAGAGUUAGAUGACAACGAAGAAAACAUGGAGGAGGAUGAGGAGGAAAAUAUUAAAACAGAUGAAAUGGUGGAAUUUAUAGCAAAGGAACAUGAAAUGGAGGAAGAGCAGGAAGAGAGAUUAGAGGAAGAAAUAGUAAAGGGAGAGGAAAGAACAAAGAAGGAUGAAAUGGAAAGUGAAAAAUCGCAGGAGUAUAUAAUGGGAAGUGAAAAAUCGCAGGAGGAUAUAAUGGGAAGUGAAAAAUCGCAGGAGGAUAUAAUGGGAAGUGAAAAAUCGCAGGAUGAUAUAAUGGAAAUGGACAGAUCACAAGAGAAUGUAAUGGAAAUGGACAGAUCACAAGAGAAUGUAAUAGAAAUGGACAUAUCACAAGAAGAUGUAAUGGAAAUGGACAGAUCACAAGAAGAUGUAAUGGAAAUGGACAGAUCACAAGAGGAUGUAAUGGAGGAGGGAGAUGGAAAAGAAGAAGAUGAUGCAGACAAUAAUGAGAAAAAAAUGAACGAUUUAACACAGCAAGAGGAUAUGAACAUGUCGAAUGAGGAUACGAAAAAUAUGUUUGAUGAAGACCCUGUUGAUGAAAAUUACAUAGGUUACAAUAUAAACUGUUUUAAAGGUGUCCUGCCAACAAAGAUAAAAAAAAACAUGAAUAAAUUAUUAAGUCAUAAAAGUGAAGAGAUAAAUUAUAUUAAGCGUAUGUUGGACUGUUAUGAUUGUACACAGGAUGGCAUAUAUGAACAUUGUAUUAUUGAAACAAAUUAUGGAAAUAAUAUUAUAGAAGGAGAAGAAUUAGGAUUAUAUAAUAAUGCAGAUUUAAAAAACCCUAGGAAAAAAAAUGACUUACUUAGUCAUCUAAAUGAUAUAUACAUAUGUCAAGCAAAUGAAAAGAAGCACUUAAUGACUAUAUUAAAAAAAAUGGUAUCAACAAUAGAAAUGGUACAUGGAAGAAAAUGGAAUAUCUUUUUAUGCUCGUGUGAGUAUUAUUUUAAAUCUUUUGUAGCUAAUGAAGAUAAAUUAAUAUUGGAUCAACCAAAUAGUAGUGAUACAUUGAAAAAUAAAUUAUUAUAUAAUGAAGAAUGUAAUUAUCACAACAAUGAAAAUGAAGAAGUUCAUAAACAUAAUUGUAGUCCAAUCGUAGAAUAUUUAACUCUACCAACAAACAAAGAUACACAUGAAAUUUCUAUUUCUAAUAAUGCUGAUAAGAAAUAUAUAAAAGAUAAUUAUAAUAUCUUAUGUUUUAGAUCUAGAAAUACUACUAAGUUAGAUUUUAUGAAUUCUAAAGCUUUUUAUGAAUCGAUACAUUAUAAAAAGGUACGAACAAAAAAUAUAACACAUGUACAUACUGAUUUUUCUUAUAUGGAUGAUAAAAUGAAAUGUAAUUUUAAACAACAUGUUAUAAAUGAAUUUAUUAAUAAUCCUAAUAUUACUAUGGAAGAUAUAGGAGAUAGUCUCUUAAGCUUAGCUACUCACUUUUAUCAUGAUAAAAAAGGGACUUGGUGUGUUUUCGUUUCUAAGAGGAAAGCUUUUACUGGUGUUGUAAAUAUUGUGAAAAAUAGAUAUCUCAGAAUGACUGCUAAGAAUGGAAAUAGACGUUACAACAUCGUCUUGUUUGAGACGCCGGUUUAG